GUGAGGGGGUGAGGGUGGGUGAACCAGCACAUCAGGGGACCAGCUGGAGCUGCAAGACAGCCGGUCCCAACUCCUUUGCUCAGAGGCGAGAGCUGCGGCUGGCAGUGAACAUCCCACACUGUGACAGGUGAUUGUAGGGAGGUUAUUUUCUCUUCUGUUGGUCCUAGGCUGCCUGUAAUUCUGAUGGAAACAAUAGCUUCCUCGAACUGAAAAUAUAGCAGAUCCUCCUUAGCUGUGUUUCUGUUUUCCUUGUACUGUUUAAAGGAUGUACAGUUUACAGACUGAAAAAUAGUAUAUUCUAAUCUGAGCUGAGAUGAACCGUAAGAGGAGCGUAAAACAUUUCAGGAGCACACAGGCACUGCGCGGCAGCACGGCACAGAAGCUUUCCUAGAAGAUGUGUGCAGCCGUGUUGAGGAGCAGCUCCAUGGGGUGUGUGCAGCUGAUUUGUCAUAAUGUGUAAACCUCUGGCUACAUUCCGAAAAUGCAUAGUUUAUCAAGUCUUUAGGCAAAAACCAUCAGUGCUGGUUCUCACCCACGAAUGUAGUUCUGUCUUCCUGAUGCGCUGGAAAUACCCCCAAACAGAUGCCAAAUGUGAGACUGAAAAUUGAAUUUAUAGGGCUCCGUGCUGUGUGGAACUGUGUUUUUAAGAUGAGAGCUGUCCUACCUGAUACUUGUUUUAGGGAUAAGCUGGCAGCACGAGGGAGACCCAAGAAUGCAGUUAGGAAGAGAAGCUGUUCCCAGAGUUUCUGAUGACCUGGGUUGUUCUUGUUCACAGCCCUGGUGAUCACAGCCUCCAGAAACCAGGUUAGAGGCCCAUGGAGCCUCAUUCUUAGGCCUGUGAAGGGGGGCAGCAACCAGGACAAGUCCCUCCCGGCCUCUGGUCUCAUGGCUGCGAGCAGAAGCCAUGCAUUUUCCAUGCUGCAGUCUGCACCACCGGCAGCAGUGGGAGAGCUCGUGUGGUGUGGACACCUCAGAAUGGGCCUGGGGCCUGGGCCUGUGCUCCAACAGGUGCCGCUGCCCCCAGGGUUGGGGGGUGUUGUUGACACCGAGCUGCCAUCUGAUGUGACCCCUGGAUGUGUCCGUCCUGAUGCUCUGGGCCGUCUUCCACUGGAGACCCUUGUGAGGCCUCAUCUUCCCAGCUCAGCAGAGGGAGGGAGGGCUGGCUGCACCGCCCAGAGCUGCCCUGUGCUAGGGCUCCCGUAGGAGACCUGCCUCCCUGAGGUCACACCAGGAGGUGAGCAGAGCUGCCUCAGUCAGAGUGAGUUCCCCGUCGUGGUCACCUCCUUCUGUCCCCAGCUCAUGCCAGCAUCGGCCCUCACUGCAGCAGAAACCCCCCCCUUGGUACUCAGAUGUAGUUUUUAUUUCUUGAGCGAUUUGAGCCCGGAUGCUCAGAUGUCUCUUCAGAGUCUGGAAAAAUGGCUUGGACAUUAGUUCCUCUGCACAUUGGUUAACUCUCGCUUCCCAGAGUCAACUGGAAAUCAAAGGUAAAUUAAUUUUUGUUUUUCUUGGACAAGCUGCACCUCUUAACCAACUUGUUGUAGGAAAUUGGGUUUUAAGGCUCUUUAUAAAAUGUCUUCAUCAUUUUUCAUGUUUGCUUCUCACCCCUUGAACUGAGCCCAGUUUCACCAAGACUUCCCCUUGAAGUGGCCACAACAAUGCCCUGACAAAUUCAGGAAGUCCACCGUAAGUCAUGGUGGAUCCUCGGAUUCCUCGAUCCUCAGAUUUUCCAGUUAAAGUGGCCUUGGGGAACUCACAGGUCUUUUAUGGACUUUGUGAACUUCCGGCCGAGGACACUUGGACAUGGAAUCUAAGGCUCUAACCCAGUCCUGGCAUUGUUCCCAGACUCAGGAAAUCCUCUGAGGAAACAAAACCACAUGCCCCCAUAAAAAAAGGUGCUGAUUCGCAGAGCAGCUCAUUGGCAGAAAGCAUUGUAUGAGCGGUUUCUGAAAUCAGGACUCCUGGGCUCAAGCCUGCUUUACACCUGGGACUGCUGUGACCCCACUGGGAACUGGUUUCUGCUGGGGUCCUGGGAAGAGCAUUCGGUCCCCCAACCUGCCUGGCCAUCACGUGUAUUCCCCAGUCCCUGACACCCUGGCAGGAAAGCACAGCGAGGUCUGUCUGUGGAGCAUCUUGGAUGCAAACCCCAACUGUGGGUAAGGGGCCGCAUCUUUUGGGAGUCAUUGCCAGGUGCUCUGGUGUCCUGAGCUGCCCGGGGCUUCUGAGGGCCCCUUCAGGGGCUUCCAUGUGGAGCCUCUACCCUGACCCAAGUGAGCCUGGAGGCUGAGCUGCCUGGGCCGUGUCCCGGGCACAUGGUUGGAUUGGCACAGUGUUUGCCUCGCUGCCUCCCUGGGCUGCCCCUGUGGAGGGGACACUGCCUCUGCCUGGGGAGCUGCCCCUGGGCCUGGAGGCUGCACUCACCCCCCUGCUGCUGCUGGUCCUAGGGCCACAGUGCCCAGAAGCCCUUGAGCUGUUCUUUCACCAGAGUCUGUCUCUCUGCUUCCGGCUCCUACCUGCUAAGAGCACCCAACCUAAGGGACGGGUCCCUCCCUGUGGUGGCAGCCCCAUGCCCCCGGCUGGCCCAGCUUCCCCAUUGUGAUGCUGCUCCAUCACUCUUCUGCCCCUGAGCUACCCAUUUGCCUGCAGAUGAGGCGACCAGAAAAAGCCUUGAACUUCUAUCUCCACGGGGGACUCGGAAGCUAGCCACACCUCACAGAUGGCAGUUCCUGGAGGCAGGCGGUGCGCGUGUCUGCAGAGCCCAGACCCAUGCGAAGAGAGUGACAAACUUGUCAUGGGCUCGUCGAGGACAGAAAGAAACCCUUCUGGCUGCUCAUGAAGCUGGCCUUGUGUUGUCGCUAUCCUUCGUUUGUCAACUGUUCUUGGGAUAGGUGUUAAAUUACAACCAAGGAGCUGGCGUUAUGAAGACAAACUGGGAUUUUCCAAGCUGUCAAAGGAAAAGAAAAUCAUUAACUACCCCCCUCCUGUCCUUCCUCUGUCCCCUGGCAACACAGGCCCUUCUCUGCUGCCCUGCGACUUGGCACCGGCUCUGCCUGGUGUGGCAAUGGUGCUGCGUCCUGCCCGCUGGCUGGGGGGUGGUCUCCUCGCUGUUUACUCCCAGCUGGAGCAGGAGUUCAGACCCUCUGCUUCUGCACAAAGGAGCCCCAAACCACCACUUGAGGGAGUUUCUGACGGAGCGCGUGUGCUGUCCUGUAGAGCAAGCCUUCCCCAGCCGCCCUAUGGCAAAGCUCUGCACAGUUAUGAGGACCAGGAGCCCGGGGACCUCAGGUUCAGCAAGGGGGAUGUCAUCGUCUUGCGGCACCGGGUGGAUGAGCACUGGUACCACGGCCUCCUGCCCGCCAGCUACGUCCAGAGUGUGCGGCCCCUGCCCCAGGCCCCGCCCCAGGGCAAAGCGCUCUACGAUUUUGAGAUGAAGGACAGAGACCAGGACAAGGACUGUCUGACCUUCAGCAAGGAUGAGGUCCUGACUGUCAUCAGAAGAGUGGAUGACAACUGGGCAGAGGGAAUGCUGGGAGACAAGGUGGGGAUCUUCCCCCUCCUGUAUGUGGAGCUCAACGAUGCUGCCAAGCAGCUGAUGGAGAUGGACAAGCCGGGCCCGGUUGCAGCAUCUGGCUGCCUUGCUUCCUUGCCCUCUGACCCUGGCACGGCAGCUGGCUUGGCCCCAGGUCCUACUUCAGGCAGUCUGGGGGCAGCCAGCGCCCUCCAGCGGCGUGUGGACAGCAAGAAGAACACCAAGAAACGGCACUCCUUCACGGCGCUCAGCGUGACACACAGGUCCACGCAGGCUGCUGGCCACAGGCGUUCCAUGGAGAUCAGCGCCCCCGUGCUGAUCAGCUCCAGUGACCCCCGGGCCGCGGCCAGGAUUGGAGACCUGGCGCACCUGUCCUGCAGCGCUCCCACCCAGGACUCAUCCUUGGCCGGAUCUGCCCCAGCGACUGAACAGCAGGGCACAGCUCCCAAAGUCCAGCUACCCCUCAACGUGUACCUCGCGCUCUAUGCCUACAAGCCCCAGAAGAGCGACGAGCUGGAGCUGCGCAAGGGUGACACGUACCGCGUCCUGGAGAAGUGCCGGGAUGGCUGGUUCAAGGGCACGGCCCUGAGGACUGGGCUGUCAGGCGUGUUCCCGGGAAACUACGUGACGCCUGUGUCCAGGGUUCCUGGAGGAGGGGCUGGGUCAGUCCGGAACAGCGUGCUUGGAGGGUCUCCGCUGGCCAAAGGGAUGGCCACAACCCUGCACCUGGGAGGUGGGAGUCUGAGCAGCCCGGCCACGGCCCUGAGGCCGGCCCUUCCCCUCAGCACUGGCCAGGCUCAGGCCCAGCACCAGGCAGCCUCGCCGCCGAUGGGCAGUUGUCUGCGGCACUCGGCCCAGCCGACAGCCAGCCAGGCCCGGAAUGCCGUCCCCACUGCUGCCCACUCAGCCCAGACUCAGGACCGGCCAACCGCCACCGUGUCACCCCUGCGCACACAGAACUCCCCAUCCCGCCUGCCCUCCACCAGCCUCAGGCCCCCAUCUGUGGGGUCCCCACAGCACAUCCACCAGUCCCCGGUGCAGACGGCCAUUGGGGCCCAGAGCCCCCGGCCGGCCAUGCAGCUCAUGUCAGCAGCCUCGGCCAUCACACCUCCCAACGUCAGUGCCGCCAACCUCAACGGGGAGGCAGGAGGAGGCCCUGCCAGCAGCCCGUCCACAUCCAGCCCCACCAACAUGGGAGGCAAACCAGAUGAGAGGAAAAGUGAAAAGAAAGACAAGAAGACUGGGCUCCUGAAGCUGCUGGCCGGGGCGUCUGCCAAGAAGAAGCCCCGCUCCCCGCCACCCACCUCUCCCACCCAUGACCCCCAGGCAGCGGUGGAUGCCAUGCUCCAGGGCGCAGUGGGGCCCGAAGUGUCUUCCUCGCUGUCCACCCACAGCAGGGCUGGGUCCUGCCCCUUAGAGGGCGAGAUGCAGGGGGCCUUGGGUGUGGAGCCGCUGCACAGGAAGGCGGGCUCCUUGGAUCUGAACUUCUCGUCCCCUUCCCGGCAAGCGCCUCUCUCCAUGGCCGCCAUCCGCCCUGAGCCCAAGGCACUGCCCAGAGAGAGGUACCGCGUGGUGGUCUCGUACCCACCCCAGAGCGAGGCAGAGAUCGAGCUGAAGGAAGGGGACGUGGUCUUCGUGCACAAGAAGCGUGAGGACGGCUGGUAUAAGGGGACCCUGCAGAGGAACGGCCGCACGGGGCUCUUCCCUGGCAGCUUCGUGGAGAGUUUCUAGGCCCAGGGCUGAGGCGGGGUGCCCUGUACACGGCAGGCGGGGCCAGGAGAUCAGGGCCCCUGAUGGGAACCCCUGUAUCCCCAUGAAGUGGCUCUGAAGGAGCAGACCCUGCCAGGUGGUUAGCUUCUGAGACACUCACUGGCCAUCUGCACAGGGGGCCUGGGGGCACAAGCCCACCACCCGUGCUUGGAGAGUGUCCUUAGGGAGGCUCCCAUCUUCAGGUGGGCCCAGACUGCUCUCCGCCUCUGUCUAUACCUCAGUCACCUCCACCUGGACCCUCAGCAUGGGUGUCACCAGCCCUGUCCCAGGGAGGCCACCUUGUGGCUCCUGUGGGACGAGGUAUGAGCAGUGCUUCUUGCUUUGCCAGCGUGGUCCCAUCUUUCUUAUGUCUUUUUACUGCAAAGCUGUUAGACUUUAUAAACUGCUAACAGGUCAUACACUGCCUAUUUUUCUUACACCUGGUGCUGCCUUUUUGUAAAACUUGUCAGGACUUGGUUGAGCUUGAAAGAAAAAAUAUCUGGGGAGGCACCAAACAGGCAAAACUUCCACAGGCGCCAUGUGACCCUGGGGAGCCAGGUCCUCACUGCCUUGGUGCUCGUGGGGCCAGAGGGGCACUGGGUGUUGGAGGGAGUUUGGAAAAACUAGUUCUCUUUAAACCUGUCCCAGAGCUCCAGCCACAUCUAAGCAGUGACAAUGUGACCAGAGGUCCCUGUAAGUGCCUGUUGUGAGGCAGCAAUAGGAACAGGAAGGUUGGCCACAGGCCUGGAGGCAUAACUCCCCUUCUGUUGCUGCAGAGUGACCAGAGCUAGGAGCCCCCACUACAGAGAUGUGUGGGUUUUACUGCCUUUGCAAGGUCUGGCCAUUUUUCUUUAACUGCUCUGCCAUUGAGCAGCACAAGCCUUGGUCGCAAGUCCAGAGACACAAGGAGGAGGGCUUUGGGGCAUCCUGUAGACUUGGAGCUGGUAGGGGAGGAGGCAGGUCUGAUCUCGGGAUGGGGUCCACACGGCGCCCCUGUGAGUCCAGCUUCCUGCAGGCACAGACUGGAGGCACCGUGAGACACCUUAUGAAACGUUCUUCUCAGCUUGGAGUCCCGGGCCCUAAAGCCUCUCUCUCAUUACAAAACCACUCAGGUUUAAACCAGGCUGAGGUCAUUAGCCUUAGAAACAUGGGAUCUCCCUGCAAUGAAAUCCCGAAACCCACUCGUGGCCUCUGAUGCCCUAACAGGAAUGCUUAUGUUCAGAGUUCCUGUGUUGGGAUGUGACUUGCUACGGCCAGGUGGAUCCCAGGCUGGCAGUAGCCCCUAGAGAAAAGCUCUCUUCCGCUCUCCAGAGGAGAACAGAUUUAAUAGAGUUGAGCAAUUUGCUCUGAGUCAAAUUAAAAAUCUGGGUUAAACACAGGGAGCCCUGAGUGCUGAGUUUAUGGCAGCCGGAAGGUGCCCACUGGUCACUGGUUGCCAAAUGAGUUGCCUCCCAUGCACAGGAAUCAUGUGCAUGCCUAAAACUGGGUCAUCACCAAAGAUGUGGAUGGAUUGGCACGCUGAGUGAGACUCCAGUGAAACAGCUAAUUCAAUCCCCAGAUGAUAGGAAUGUCUAAAUGAAGGCAGUUACCAAGCAACAGGACAGACGAACCGGCCGGUUCCUCUCCUGGCUCCUUGCACGUGAUGCUGAGGCUGGUGCCUGGCAGAGGCAGCAGCUGGGCCCCAGGCCCCAGCAGGUGUCUUAGCAUGGUGGCCUGGCCCGUCCGAGCAAAGUCAGGGACAGGCUUGGUGGGGCGUGACACCAGCAUCAGGACCUCCUUGCAGGCUGGGCUCUGGGGAGCAGGAACACAGGUGAUCACUUCUGUGCUUUGGGCAGUUUUCUAACCCUCAGACCAUCAGCCCUCCUGGCCACUUAGCCACAGGCAGCACAGGGCCAGCAUCAGACCCCACUGUCCGGCCAUCUUGCCUGAAGGACCCUCUCCAUCUGACCACCAAGAUGAACCAACCCUUUGUCUGAAACCCGCAGGUUCCCCAAGCCAGACCUCACGCACCUUGGUUGUGAUAUGGUGCUAGGGGCCCAGGUGACAUGCUCUGAGGAGCAGGACAGAUGUGACAUCAGAGGACACAGAGUGAUGGGACAUUGGGCCACCAAAGGGCCACAGGCACUGGGGUGGGGGAUGGAAGGCAAGCAUUUCCCAGCAGCCUCACAGUGGGGAAUUCUCUGUACUUUGCACAGUUCACACACACGCACCCCUCGUUUCUGUUGUACACAAGUGUCAGUGUGUGGUGUGUGGUCUUGGAGGAAUGGACAGUGAUGACAAGCCACGAUGCCUCUGUUUCCAAAUCUUUAAAUAAAACUGAACAUGGACAGGUCCAAUGUCUGGAUGGGGGAGCAGUAAGGUGUGGCUGAGCUGGGCAGGACCAGAACCAGCAUCCCCUUACCAGCCCAUGGCUCAUAGCCCUGCCACUUCCAAGAGCUUCCUAUGGGGGACAUGGUCUGCGUCAGGGUGGCAGGCUUCUGAGGGGACUGAGGAUGCCAGUCAGCCGUACCCAGCACAGGCCAGGCUUGCACUGCUGGGCAGGAAGAAUUGAGCCAGGCUGGCCGGGUGUGGGUGGCCUCUAGGUCCCUGCAGGGUUGUGCUCGCCUGGAAGGGUAGAGACCACACCCCUUCUUUCCUUGGAGUCAGCCUUCAUGCCAGUGGGAACACAAGUCCUGUCGGCCAGGAGUGUCUAGAAUCGAUCCCCAGACCAGCACGCUCACACCCCCACCUUGUGGUCUGGCCUCAGGUGCCUGGGGCGUGGAGACAUGGGGUGGAGGAUCCCUGGCCCCUGCUGGCAAGACAGAGUGAGGGCUGGCAGAGGGCUGCUCAAGACUGAGACCAGUCGGGGUGUCUCCUGAAGCAGCUACCCAACCCCCGGCUUCCUGACCAGGACUCAGGCCCAUAGCUUUGAGCAUCAUAUCGCUUGUGCUGAAGGGAAGCUCAAGAGCGGUCUCCCUCUUCUAUACAAAUGGAGUGACCUUGUGUAAGACUGAAGACCACAGUGCAGACUGCGGGUGUGGACAGGGCCUGCACUGCAAUGAGGAAGCCUUCACCCACCUCUCCACAUCUGGCCAGUGGGUCACUAAUACCAACUCCCGAAGCUGGGUGCUGAGCUGGCCCUCCCUGGGAACUGUGUCAGGUGUGAGAGGCGGGGGCAGUGCCAAUACCACCUGCAGCAAAACAUGCCUGGCAGGCCAUCUGGGAAGUAGGCCGCAGGACAACCCUGGCCACAGGGAUGGACACGGCCACCCCCUUCCCCGGGGCCUGGAACCAUAUCCAAGUCCAGGCUGGUUUGCCUUUACUGGUUUAAGCCCUGCAGAGCAGGCAGUGUGCUGGUCUGGGCAGCUGGACACUCACCUGUGGGACACUCCCAUUGUCCACAGGAAACAGGCUCCCAUCAAGGCCUCAGGUCCAUGGAACUUCUCUGCCCUGACACUGACAAGGGGGCAGUCUGUCCCAGGGAACUUUGGGUUCCUUUUGCAGGGGAUACACUCCAUAUCCAGCCCUUAAUCACAAGGACAGAUCAGCAACACCAUAUCAGCUGUUCAGUGGAGGACAGGAGAGACGUCCUGCCUCCCUCCAGCCUCAUCCUGCCCUACUCCUCCUGCCAGAAGCCCCACUGCAGAGAAGAACCCAUUCCAGGAGUACCCCCCGCCAUAGUCCUGAGCCUCCUGGGAAACCUGCAGCCAGACCUCCAGUCACAGGGCUCCUUCUGGAAGGGACAGGAGAGCCUGCUGUUUAGAAAAGUACUUAUGAGUAAGAAAGCAGGUUGGGGGAGGCCAGCAAGGAACUUGCACAUGAGGCAGGGCAGAGGUACCAGGGCAGCCAGGAGAGGCCAGGGCCAAGUGUCCUGCAGAUGGAGAACCACAGCCCCCAAACCUAAGAGGGGCUGAGGGUGCCAGGUGGUAACCCUGUGAUGGGAACUUCCUAGUCACCUGGGCGAGCCCAGAGCUUCACAGGGACUUCAGGGAAGGACUUGGUGCCCAGUGGGCUCUGAAGAUGGGGAAGCCACAGGCUGGUACCCUCUGCCUCAGGUCACAUCCUGAGUGAUCCCAGGGACUUCUGGAUCCCUGCAGGCUUUUCACCUCCAUCUCAGGAGGGCCUGAGUGGGUCUGUUCUAACAAAGAUAUGAUGCAGGCCAUUCAGGCCAAGGGUGAGGGGGCUCCUGACGGGCAGUGUCCAGCCAUGUCCCCCCUAGGAUGGAAGCUGCUCAGGAGCAGAAGGAACUGCUGUGAAGAAGCUCCACAUGGACCCAGGAGGCCUCCUGCAGAGGAGGUGGGCCCUGUAGCCAGGCCGAGGAUGGGCACAGAGGGGCGACUCAACUGGGAUGGGGCAGGAGAUGCCAGCCCUGUGAGGAGGGGGCGCCUAUGGCAGUGGUGAGAGCUCAACAUGGGCCACAGCCACAGGGACUGAAGCAUUCUGGGUUUCUGCAGGAAAGUGUCAUGGGGCUGGGCACAGGCAGGCGGGAGGGACCAACUCUGUCCCCUGCCCACCUUGCAGCCCUGGGGCUCAAUCUGAGGAUGCAGGUUCCUUCUCAGGGACCCCCUUGUCCUUUAGGAAGACUCCCUCCUUGGGCCCUCAGCUUUCUGACAAACAAAACUGCACCUUCUCUGAGCAAAAAAAAGCUCUUUCUCUGAACAAGAAAAGCUUGCCCUGAUUUUCAAGACUGUUGUUUCAGUUUUUGGUCUGAAGAGUAAUGAACAGACAGUUCCCAGAAAAAAAAAAUAUAUAUAUAUAUAUAUAUAAAAGGCCUCAGUAUCAAAAGAUGCUUGGCCUGCCUGGUGAUCAGAGAAACAAAACCCAAAGACUCCGAGGGGCCUUCCGCUUUGGCAGACCGGCCUAAGGCCCUCAGGUGGGGCUGCUCCACCCACAAAGUCACGAUGCAGGUGCCGCCAGCAGGUGGCCCAGGUGCACCUGCGCCCCGCAGUGACACGUGAACAUGAGCACGCCUGGCGUGUCCGUGCAUGGGGCCCGUGCACGCAGGGCACAUCGGUGCACAGGGCCCAUGCUGCUGCGCCUGGGUGCAGGGACUCGACUUUGUGAGACCUCCACGUGGACUGUGGGAAGAGCAGGUGAGGAGCCGCGUGUAUCAUCAGAAAGCUGGCCUCCAAGGAGUCAGUAUAUGUGUAACGAGGCAGUACGUGUGUAACACACGUGUACCUCGUGUGCUGGGUGUUGCAGAAGAAAUGCUAAUAUCGAUGGUGAGGUUCUGACUGGGGUGGGCCUGGGCAUCUCUGGAUGUACUUGUACAUGCUGAUUACUUCUUACCCAUAUCUGUAUCUUAGUUAAAACGGGAUUUUUGAUUUAAAAGUCACAUGACCUGUUUUGACCAGCUCCACACUGUGCAGAGGGGCCCCACUGGACAUUAGGGAAGAAGGCCGGGCUGUGCGGUGUGUAGCCUCUGAGGGGGGAGGGGAAGGGGGCGCAGAGUCCCUGGAGGAGGGAGAAUGAAUCCAAAUCUGAAUCCCUGGCUGCCACGCUCCAGGCCCGCCUGCGUGUGUGGACCGAGGGAGAGCAGGAGCAGAACCAGGUCGCGGGGCUUGUGGUUGGACAUGUGUGCUCUUGGGGUUUCCUCCCUCACUUUCCUGUCAUUCCGAGUGGUCCGGACCCUGGGUUUCUGACGUGGACACUGCCCACCCUCCGGGCCAGAUUCCUGUUUGACUGCAGCCCUUCAAGGUCGCAGACGUCUCUUUCCUCCUGUCCUGCCACUGCGGUGCUGAGGUGACUUACACGUGAGGAAGGGCCAGGCCCUGCAGCCCCACAGCCCCUCUGAAUUAUUAAAUCAUGGCACAUGCAGUACCUUCCCCUGAACUCAGCCCUUUAAUGUGCUUCUUAAAUAUGCAUCUGAGCCCUAAUAGACGUAAAUCACCCUGGGGAAUGGCUUCUCAGCUGCUCGCCUGGCACAUUGCUAAUUUAUAUAUUUUCAAUGAACCCAUCAAAGGACUUAGAUUUUAAUCAAAGGCUUCAGGAUCUUCUGCAGGGCCAAGUCACAUCACCGUCAGUCAGAAGGGAGGUCUCUAGUGGCAUGCCACAGGGCUUUGCCCAGUAGAGCCUUCUGUAAUUCAGAUCAGGGUAUCAAGGCAUAAAUACCACACUUUUCAAUUACCCAAAACCUGGUGGGACAGGCUAACAGAUGGCAGAAUUAAGGUCGGUUCCCUCCAGGGAAGGUUUGUGCCACCUCAAGAGCCUUAUGUACAGAAUCUAGCAGUUUAUUGUGCUUGACCAGCAUAGCUUGACUGGGUUAGAUGCAGAACUGCUGGGGUGAGGGGGCUGCACUCCAGCCUGGUGGGCUCGUCCUAGGACACAUGUGGCUGUGGGGCCCAGGGAAGUGUUUUCUGCCCCAGCAUCCGGGGAGAUCACUAGUGGAAGGGACCCCCCCCAGGCUGGCAAAGGAGGCGGGCUUCUCCUUGGUGGUAGUUGAUGUCACGCUCCAGGCUUUGGAAUCUUAACACAAGCAGCCAGGUUGCAUCAACCAUAAAAUUGUAAAAACUGCUUUAAGCUUUCUAUUUUCAAUACCUUAGAAUCCUUAGUUCAGAUACCCUCCAGUCUGGAAACCUAGUAUAGAAACUGGAGGAAAGCAGGAUUAGUCUUGAAACAGAGGUGGAGGCCCAGAGACCCCCAGCCCUCGUGAAGGCCUGGUCAGAGCUGGCGGCCCUGUGUGUUUGCACCACUGCCCUGCAAUCUGACAAAUGCAAGCUCUGGAUUCUGUUCAGCUUCUGGCCUCUUGUCCUAAUAAACUGCUUGGGGUGCUGUCAGGACAUUUUAGAGAUGGGAUCGGAAUUGAGAUCACAAACCUGGGUUAAACGGUCCAGAACCACAUUCAGUCCCAGCCUGGCCCACCCUCCAGAGGCUGCAUCCCCAGGUUGCCUGGCUCAGCUCUGCCCCUUUUGCAUCUCCUCUCACUUGGUGCUAGGCCUGCGACAUGGUCAGGGGCAGGGGCAGCAUCUGAGAUGCAGCUUCCCUGGUACUGCUGGUGAACUGGCUUCAGUGGAGGGCUAAUGGCUGCAUCCUGGUGAAAGGCUGCUUCUCUGUUACCUGAGAGUAGGGUGUCGCCUGUGAGGCUUCUCCCCUCCUCAGUAUCCCACUGCCAACAGCGCCCUCCCCCCCUUUUCCACGCAGCCCUGCAGCCAGGCUGCCCCUCCUCCUUCCCCUCCUUCUGGAAGCUCGGGCGUGGAUGUGAGCAGAGCCAUCUCCCACGAGACUGCAGGGUAGAGGAGGGAGGAGGCGGGGCUCUGAGAUGUCCCGGCACCAUGGGUGCCUGUCCAAGGUCACCGUGCGUGGGAGUCAGUCUUUUCCCUCUUGCUCCUGUGUUUUUGUUUUGUUUUUGUCUUUUUUUCCAUUUCUUGGGCCACUCCAGCAGCAUAUGGAGGUUCCCAGGCUAGGGUCCAAUUGGAGCUGCAGCCACUGGCUUACA
Molecule: messenger RNA, 12689 nt
Organism: Sus scrofa (pig)
Lineage: Eukaryota; Metazoa; Chordata; Mammalia; Artiodactyla; Suidae
Source: RefSeq, a predicted model, not a curated record